AUGAGCACUCUUGUAUUUAUUUCUUUUCUUUCUCUGCCUCUAUUGUUGGUUUGUGAGUAUGCAGAAAGCAAUUUUUCUGACUCCUUGGACAUGCUUGAGGAUAAAAGUUUAAAAAUAGAAGAUGAUUCUGACUUGCCAUCAUGGUCAGGUGAUGAACGUGGUGUCAUGGUUCUUAUGAAUGGUGAUAGCUUUGGUGCUGUUGGAGAUGAAGUUUCUGAUGACACAAAGUGCAUUGAAGAAUCCAUUCAUGUGAAGUUUGAUCAGGAAUCAUACACUGAUGAAAAAGUAGCUCAUUCUUCCUCUAUUUUUCAAGAGCUUCUCUCUUGCCCAUAUGAUGAAGUUUCUCAUGCUGAAGAAGAAGAUACUAUUCCUGAUCCUAUCAUUCCAGAUCCAAGUUCCUUGAAUCAAGAUACUGCAGUUAGCUUGACAACUCAUUUGUCUGAUAAUGAUGAAACUCUUGAGAAUGAAGACCCUCCUGCAACUGAUGUUCCCUUCAGCAAUAACACUUCAACGUCAAAUCCAGUGGAAUCAGCUUCUGGACAUCAAGAUCACCCUGUUGAUCAAAUUAUUAGGAAUCUUCAUGAUGGUGUCCGAACCAGAUCUCGUGUAUCUAAUAAUUUUUGCAUGCUCCUAAGCAACUGGUCUCGUGCACAGGCUGUGGUGGCUCAGUCUGGUUUAAGAUGUUAUCCUCAGAUCCGAGCUCAACAGAUUCAGUGUCUCCCUCUUUUGGAUCAUCAUCAUCAUCAGUGUUGGUAUCAGACCAUCACCGGAACACGCUGA
This is a messenger RNA of Lactuca saligna, 780 nucleotides long. The record is from the annotation of a GenBank genome assembly. NCBI's taxonomy places the organism in Eukaryota, Viridiplantae, Streptophyta, Magnoliopsida, Asterales, Asteraceae.